Abrus precatorius (Indian licorice) is the source of this 1347-nucleotide messenger RNA. RefSeq lists its product as uncharacterized. The transcript is spliced from 4 exons. The record is from RefSeq and is a predicted model, not a curated record. NCBI's taxonomy places the organism in Eukaryota, Viridiplantae, Streptophyta, Magnoliopsida, Fabales, Fabaceae. Bases 1 to 1347 code for a protein of 448 amino acids.
AUGAGGGCUAGGAUUUCGCAGGAUCAUAGCAAGUUGAAUGCAGACACAAUUGCAGAAUGUAUUAAGCCAAUGGUAGAAUCUAACCCUUCUUUUAAGAUCAAACUUGUGAUUAAUGAAGUUCAAGCUCAAUUUAGAUAUACGACAACAUAUAGAAAAGCAUGGAUGGCAAACCAAAAAGCAAUUGAAAAAGUGUAUGCUUAUCGCAAGUAUGAGUUGGUUCCUGAUGUUCAAAUAUUACAUCGUAUUUUUUGGAGUUUUCCUCCUUGCAUUCGAGCAUUCAGACACUGCAAACCACUUGUGCAGGUUGAUGGGACACAUUUAUAUGGAAAAUACAAGGGGGCUUUAUUGGUAGUUGUUGCACAAGAUGGCAAUCAAAAUAUUUUGCCGAUUGGCUUUGCUAUUGUUGAAGGAGAAACUGCAGAUGGUUGGCAUUUUUUCCUUGAGAAUUUACUCAAACAUGUCGUGACGCAGGAUGGUGUUGGUAUUAUUUUUGAUCGGCACGAGUCAAUUAAUGCAGCAAUAAGACGAAGUAACGGACAAUGGGAACCUCCAAAGGCAUCUCACAUGUAUUGUAUCAGGCAUAUUGGUGCUAAUUUCUUGCGAAGAUUUAAGACACCUUACUUGCAUAAACUUGUCAUCCGCAUGGGUUAUUCAAGAACUGAAUCAGAAUUUAAUAUUCAUUUUGAGCGGUUGAGACAACGUGGAGAGGUUCAUACAGACUGGCUUAAUGAAAUUCCACGAGAGAAGUGGGUUCUUGUAUAUGAUGGCGGGCAUCGAUGGGAUCACAUGACCACCACUCUUGUUGAGUUCAUUAAUUCAGUAUUAAAGGGCGCUCGUAAUCUUCCAAUAACAGCACUGGUUAGAGCAACUUACUUUCUAUUGGCUAAGUUAUUUGCACGUAAAGGUUGUGAGGCAUAUGCGCAAAAAAAGGCUGGACAUAUUUUCUCUGAAGCUGUGACGACUCGACUUCAAUCAAAUGAGCAAGCAUCUAGAAACCUUUUUGUUGCUGUAUUUGAUAGACGAAAUGAGACUUUUCUUGUUCAAGAUAACAUUGAUUGGCGUUGUUAUGUCGAAGAUGUUUACAAGAUAAAUGAGUUGUGCAAAGUAUAUAAGAAGGAGUUUGGAGUCAUUGGAAAUGAAAGUAUGUGGCGGAUAUAUAGAGGUCUAAAACUUAUUCCUAACCCAAAUUUAAAGCGCAUAAUAAGAGGUCGUCCAAAAUCAACACUUUUUCUGAAUGAAAUGGAUAGGCGUGAGAUGAGAAGAACCCAAUGUUGCACUCUUUGCCGAAGUGAAAGCCAUAGUAGAAGAAUAUGCCCAAAUGCUCCUAGGUCAAGUUCGCAAGGUUGA